UAAACGUAAUCACGCAGUUUUUCGCCGUGAGACUUAAGUUUUUUCAUAGUUGAGAAAUUUCGCCGCCGUUUGAAGAAGAAGAAGAAGAGAUGGGAGUUUUCACUUUCGUUUGCAAAAGCAAAGGCGGAGAAUGGACCGCAAAGCAACACGAAGGAGAUCUUGAAGCUUCAGCUUCUUCUACUUACGAUCUCCAGCGCAAGCUUGUUCAGACUGCUCUCUCCGCCGAUUCUUCUGGCGGCGUUCAGUCUUCUUUCUCUCUUGUCUCUCCUACCUCCGCCGUCUUCCAGGUGAUCAUUGGUGGUGGUGGUGGUGGAGGAUUUGCUGCCGGAGGUGGUGCAGCUGCUGGAGGUGGUGGUGGCGGUGAAUCUGCCGCAGCCACAAAGGAGGAAGAGAAGAAGAAGGAAGAGUCUGAAGAGGAAGAAGGAGACUUUGGAUUUGAUCUCUUUGGUUAAGAGACCUGAAGUAACUUUGUUAGUGUUUGAGGUUUUUUAUCUCAUUUUCUUUUUGUUUUCUGGUUUUUGAUCUUUUUGAGACUAUAAUGUAAUGUCAGAAAUAUAUGUUAUUGUUUCUGCUUUCAAUUCGUAUUAUGCAAACACAUAAGUUUUAAUACAUAACUCCUUUUCAUA
Molecule: messenger RNA, 626 nt
Organism: Arabidopsis lyrata subsp. lyrata
Lineage: Eukaryota; Viridiplantae; Streptophyta; Magnoliopsida; Brassicales; Brassicaceae
Product: 60S acidic ribosomal protein P3-2
Exons: 2
Coding region: 90-452 (120 amino acids)
Biological process (GO): translational elongation
Cellular component (GO): ribosome
Molecular function (GO): structural constituent of ribosome
Source: RefSeq, a predicted model, not a curated record